AGAAUGUGAUUACCAUGGUGACACGAGAAAAAGUUGUCUAGAUGGGUGCCUGUUCAAAAAACAGAACAAUUAAACAAUUAUCCAUCAUAUAUUAAAAAAACGUUUGAUGGAACCGUGUCUGUUGAUGUUUAAAUCGGCCUCCUGCACAACUUCCAGAGGUUCAGUCUGACCGAAAUAAUGUGAGCGGAUGUUGUAUCUGGAUCGAGUCGGUGCUGGGUUCGGUGGAGGCCCGAAUCGCCGAGCCUUUUGUAAGGAAAAAAAGACAGCAUGAAGGAAGUGGAUUAUGUUAAUCAGAGCAGCAUUGAAAGUCUGGCGUUAGAGAACAAAGUGCGGAUGAAACAGCUUGGAGAUCACCAGCCGCAGGAUGUUUGCAGAAACGAAUCCGCAGAUGUCAACCAUCAUCCUCUGAAUACAGAAGAGGUUCCUUGGAGCCCCAGUUUGGACGAGCAGAACCCAGACGGCCCCUUCAUAAAGGAAGAACUUGAGGAAAGUUGGAUAAGUCAGGAAGGAGAGCAGCUAGAGACUGAGUACAUCAACUUCCCGCUUAAUAUUGUUGUGAAGAGUGAAGAUGAUAAUGAAGAGGAAUCAGAGUACUCACAGCUUCAUGAAAGUCAAACGUUAGACCCCAGAGAGGCAGAGUGUCCGACCACCAGCUCUGUCAAGUGGAUUAAAACUGAAACUGACGGAGAUUGUGGACAACUGGAACUUGUCUGGAAGCCUGGUCCAAAUAAUUUCAAAUUAGGUUCAGAAAGAAAGACUGCAGAAUCCUCUGAGACCGAUGUCAGCGAAGAUGAUGGUUAUGACGACUGGCAGCAACCUUUGACAGAGAAAGAAAGUGGUUGGAAGGGAGCCUGCGGAGCUAAUAUCAAAGGUUCUGAAACGAUGCCUAAUCCAAAUUCACAGACCAAAGUCCACACAGGAAAGAAAAACUUCAGCUGUGAUGAAUGUGGCAAAACAUUCAGAGAUCAGUUUAGUCUUAAAUCUCACAUCAGAGUCCACACAGGAGAGCAGCCGUUUGUUUGUGAUGUUUGUGGAAAAAGAUUUAAGCACCAGCACGACGUGAAGAAACAUAUGAGAGUCCACUCUGAGGAGCAGCCAUUUGUUUGUGAAGUUUGUGGUAAAGGAUUCAAGCAUCAGCACAAUCUGAAGACGCACAUGAGAAUCCACACGGGGGAAAAGCCCUAUGUUUGUACCAUCUGCGGUAAAACAGCAAGGCAUCAGAAUAACCUGCGAACGCAUAUGAUAGUUCACGGAGGAGAACAGCCGUUUAGUUGUGAUAUUUGCGGUAAAAAGUUCAACCGGCAGACAAAUCUUAAGGCGCACAAAGUGGUCCACACCGGAGAGAAACCACAUAGCUGCGAGAUCUGUGGCAAAAGUUACAAACGUAGAACACACCUUAGGGGUCACAUGACCACACACAGUGAGGAAAGGCCUUUUGGCUGUGAAGUUUGCGGCAAAAGAUUUAACCGUAAAACAUACCUGGAUACACACAUGGUGGUCCAUACAGGCGAGAAGCCUUAUAGCUGUGAUUUCUGUGGGAAAACUUUCUCCCGAAAAACUCAUCUAGAUUCACACAUCAACGUACAUAUGGGGGGGCAACCUUUUGGUUGCCCUGUCUGUGGUGAAGAAUUCCUCCAACAGAAAAGUUUGGACCAACACAUGCCUUUACACUUUAUAUAAUAGCAUUCCUGCUCAAGCAGUGGCUAUGUUAAUAUAACGUACACUUUAUUUCUGGUUUUCUCCCAGGUACAUUGAUUUAACUCUGGUGUCAGUUGUUCUGACCACAAAGGAAAGAAGGGCCAAACACGCAUUGUAAAACCAAUAAACAAGUGAUUUAUGGGGAAUUAACGGAGUGGCUCUGUAGGCCUCUUUAAAAGUAACUGGCUAGAUGUCCACCUUCUUUUCAAAGGCUUGACAAAGCUUAUUUAACAAACAGAAGACAUAAGAAUGCAAAUAAAUUUCCCACAGGAUUUCCAUAAUUUACUUGGAUAUGUGCUCUUCUAAGUGACCUGGUGCCAUAGGAGGUUGUAAGGGCCGACAUUUGAUGGCUAAACAACAAAACUGACCUAAGCUAGGCUUAGGGUUAUUAUUUUGCUUUCGUGGCUGAACAACUUUGGAUAGAUUGCGACAUGGAUUCUGAAUGGCCUCCCAACAGAGAAAAACAUUCCUCCUACAAGAUGUUCAUCCACAUUUGUGUGAGCCAGCACGUGACUUUGAAAGUCCGUGAGCCAUUGUGGACAGUAACAUGGCUCCAGAACCUGAAUUAUUGUGCAUGCUUGCCAACUAUAAACAAUGUGAUCUGCUGCUUUCUCCUGAGAUAGAAGAUAUCACAGCUGUGCUGACUGUAUUGAAAUCCCCCUAUUAAUCUACAGCAAUAUACACUGCUUACAUGCACAUAAUAAUUAGAUGUCUUUGAUGCAUAUGGAAGCAGACUUAAUACUCUGACUCAUUUGCUACAAUGAAUCCCGUUUCAUGUGCAGUCAUGGUGGAGCUAGCAGGUUCCAAAACGGGUCCAAGCAGGACUUGUGGCUGCCAUUUUGAAAACCGGUUUGGACACCCCAGUCUGCCCUGGUCGUCUUUAUGUCCUGCUUCAAAAUGUUCUCUGUUUUAAUGUGUCAUGUGUUGGUAGGAGACCUCUCCGAGUCUCCAGCAGUUAAUGCUGAUGGUUUGUUGUAAAGGUGGGAUUCUAUGAAGUUAUUUCAUGAUUAAGAAUGAAAAGGCAAAACAAAUUAAAACAUCAAUGCGUUUAAACACUAAUUUAGUUAGGUGUAGGAAUAUGAGAGGGCAUGUUGUAUUGAGUCUCCCUCAAAGAGCAGUAAGGAACUGCACACUUAGUAAUGGGUUGGUAAGUUUUGAUACCAAGAUGGUUAUUAUAUUGUAGAAUCUCAUUUAUAACUGUUUGUCUGAAUUUGGAGAACCUUUGUUCAUUGGCAUCGACUCUCAGCUACUCUGUUGGUUUCGACUCCAAGUGUGAAUAAAUAAAUCACUACAUUAGUUCAUGUAAUCAGGUUUUGCUUGCUGUGACGUUGCUUCGUUGGUCCAUGACGGGAAGGGUAAUUCAGACAACUCAUUUGAUGUUUCUUUGAUUUGAAUAUUUCUCAGAUAAGUCAAACAGGGUCACAUCAUUUCUGUUAUUUAUGAAAAGUACGGUGUAUUUAAAUGUAUGUACUGUCCUCAAGCUUCUGUGAGCUCUUUUUUUUCUUCUGCUUUAGAAAAUAUGGGUUAAAACAGAUCGACAGUGUAUUUAUUGGACUAGUUCUUCACUUUUCUUGAUUAUUCCAGAAAUCUUUAAUGUCUGUUUUGAUCAUAAAACAAUUUUAAUAAACUAUAAUCUGUUUUCUGACAUGA
Molecule: messenger RNA, 3348 nt
Organism: Gambusia affinis (western mosquitofish)
Lineage: Eukaryota; Metazoa; Chordata; Actinopteri; Cyprinodontiformes; Poeciliidae
Product: gastrula zinc finger protein XlCGF57.1-like
Exons: 2
Coding region: 268-1680 (470 amino acids)
Source: RefSeq, a predicted model, not a curated record